CCCUGUACUUAGCUUUUUAAAGCAACAGCAGAUAUGCGUAAGAAAGCAAAUUUCAAGGGAGCUUGCAGAUGGCGCUCGUCAUACACUACUGAAACCAUGCGUUUUCAUUCCGUCAAGUAAUGUAAACAUGGCUGAUGAUGGGGCGGACGAUCUUAGCAAUGUUGAAGCAGAGACUACAUUUGAAGUUCAGUUAUAUAUAUAUGAUUUAUCUAAAGGUUUGGCAGGGAAUUUAUCUUCAAUUUUCUUAGGAAAACAACUCCCUGGCAUUUGGCAUACUGGAAUCGUAGCUUAUGGUAGAGAAUACUUCUUCGGAUCUGAUGGCAUUAACAGUUGUGGACCCGGAGAAACGAUCCUUGGAGAGCCUGACCAGAUCCUGAACUUAGGAAAAACUGAGAUUCCAUACAGCAUCUUCUUGGAGUUUAUAUUUGCCUUAGGAGAGUCUUCUUAUAGACCUGGAUGUUAUGACCUCUUAAAACACAAUUGUAAUGAUUUUAGUCAAGAGACAGCAGUUUUUCUGACUGGUCGUUCUAUUCCACAGGAGAUACUUGAUCUACCUCAAGAAGUUUUGAACACUCCAAUUGGAGAAAUGCUAAAAGUUGAAAUGGAUAAGCUUAAUCUGCGAGCUGAAGGGUCGAAAGGAUUAAGUUUUGGUGCUAUCCCACCUCCUACCAGUCACAGAUCGCAACAAAACCCAUUUCCACCUAGGCCAAAUGAUUCAGCAAAUAGAAGGGAUACAAGGCAGCUGCAACCCCAAGACAAAGCAAAAGAAGAUGUUAGUGUAGCUAAUGGAGAUAGUAGUAGCUCUCUUGCAGAUGUUCAGGGAGCUACUAUUCAAACAGAUCAGUCAUCAGUCUCUGAAGCAGAUAAAAAAGAAAAUAUUUUGACCUGUGAUCAGCAACAAAUACAGUAUUCUGAAGUAGCUGAUGAAGAAACUGAACAAGUGCAACAGGUGCAAUCAGAGACACUUGAUAGUGUAGAAAACAUUGAAAAUUCUCCACAAAUAGAACAACAGUCUUCAAGAUCCUCAGAAAGCAGGUUAGAGGCAGAUUUUGAAUCAGAUAGGCCAGAAAAUACAUCAGAUAGCAGAGGUGAAAGGGCUAGAGAACCUCCUGUUGUAUAUAGUGACAUUGAUGGAGUUAAUGCUUUGAUAAACCUCGCAGAAAUUGCAAAGCCUUUUUUGGGUGAGGAAGAAAAAUCGUUACUUUUAGAUUUUGAGGAAUAUCUGAAAACCCAGAGUGGAGCUUGGGCUUUAGGUUCAACUCACCUUGACCUUCUAGGGCAUCUAUUAAAUGAUGAGGGUCUAUCACAAAGUGUGAGGAUUUUUACAUUGCAAAUGCUGCAGGCAGCUGUAUUUAAGGAAGACCUAAUCUUGCUACUACAUCAAGAUCGAAAAGAUCAUCAUGUCAUGAGGUACAUCAACAAAAUAGAGAAACUGGGUGCAGAAGAGCAAGAGGAGAUAUCCAAGCUGCUUUGUAAUCUCUGCUACAACAACAGCAGUUUUGAUUGGUUGAUGUAUAUUUCUGAGUGGGAAGAACGUGGUCAAGUGUGUAGCAACUGUAGAGUGACAAUUCGUGCAGCUGUUCAUGCUAUCUUAAGUGACACACCUUCAAUAAGAGAAAAAGGAGCAGCUUUGAUAUACAACUUAGCAUUGAAAGAGCAACUGUUUGAUGACACAGCAACAGAAUUAGCUACUGCAGUAUUGCAGUUUCUUCAUGGAGAAGUAAGAGAAGAAGAAGCCUUCCAGUGUUUGACAGCCCUUCUGAGAUUCCUGUAUAUAAGUUAUAAUGAUGUCCCAGCCUUGGUUCAGAUGUUGGGUCCAGAGAUGGAGAAGUUUAAUGGAAAGUCGGAACGAGUGGAUCAAUUGGUUGAACAGAUACAGUUCAAAUUGUCCGUUUCUAUUUCUGCUUAAUAGUCUGAAUUACUAUUCAGACCUCUUUUCUGCAACUGUUGAUUUCAUUUUGCUACUGAAUGCUGACGUACUUUGAGUAAAAUGGGAUGUUAUUGCAAUAAUGUGUGUGAAUUUCAAGCGUGUUAGUAUGUAAAAAACUUAAAUUAUUUUUUAAUAUUUGCUCAAAAACAUGAUUAAAAUCUAAAAUGACCUAGCCAAAUUAUUAUUUUAAUGAUGUCAUUUCUGUUGUAAAACAGAGAUAACUUACAGACUACUGUUUUUAGUUGUUUUUGCAUUAACUAAUCAUAAACUUUCUGUUUUGAGAGAAGAAGAAAGUAUCCCAAUUUACAUGUUUCUUGUUUAUUUUAUGAAAAAAGGCAUAUAAACAAGUAAAAACUUACAUACAAAAAUGUAAAUAUCAACUGUUUUUUUCUUUUGCCAUGUAUAUUACAAUGAACAGUUUUUGUUCUAGUAAAAUAUAUCUUGGUGCAAGUAAAUAGUAUGUUACAACUGAACACAUGCAAAACAAUUUCUAAAUGUAGAUUCUUUUUUUAACAUAUACAAUAAACAGUGCAAAAUGGUAUUUCUUCCUGUUUUAAUAAUCCUGCACAAACAUAUUCUAUGUAAAAUAGUGUUUGUUACUAUCUAAUAAUAAUAAAAACUAUUGAAUUAGUUUACUUGAUAUUGAGCCUGUACAAAUAUUUUCUGUGAACAAUGUAAAAUAGUGUUUAUUACUAAUUAAUAAAAGUAAUGGUUAAGUUAGCUUAAUUGAUGCUGAUUCCUGUACAAAUAUUUUCUGUGAACAAUUUAAAAUGGUGUUUAGUACUAGUUAAAUUAGUUUACUGGGCUUUGAUCUUGUACACACACACAUUCUAUGAACUAGUUUGUUAUGAGUCUGAUAACCAUAUUUGUUCUGGCUUAGGUUUUGUAUACAGUAUACAAGGAAUGACACUACUGUUGUAUGUUCAUCAUAACAUAUGUAAUAAUAAUAAGUGUUCUUUAGUUUUGACUUUAUACAAACAUAAAUUGUGAACAAAUCAAAAUGAUGUUUAUUAUUAGUGAAUAACUAAAUUAGGUUAUCUGCUUUAAUCUUAAAUAAAAAUAUACUAGUUAAUAAUAACUGUGAAAUUACUUAGUUUGUCCCUCGUACAAACUUUCUGUGUACACAGUUACUACUAAUUCAGUAUAGCACUGCUUAUACUAGUUUAAUACUUUUUAAUGAUAGCAAGUGCUAAAUUUGCUUAUUUGCCCAGUACAACCUGGGGGUAUCAUGAAAUCUAAAAAGUGCUGUGAGUUGAAUCAUCGUGGUUACAGCUGUUAAUAGAAAAUACAAGUUUGGGUUGUAAUUUCAGAAAGAGAUUGUUUUAAUAAAGUAUGGUAACUGAUGCUACAAAUGCAUAUUGUUGAAAAAGUAUAAAUAAUGAAGAUUUUGAAAGGUAUGUGCUUUAAGUUUGCUGUUCUUUUCAAUAGCAUCUGUGUAGAAUUAUUUUGAAAAUACUUAAAUAAAAUUGACUAACCCUGA
Limulus polyphemus (Atlantic horseshoe crab) is the source of this 3410-nucleotide messenger RNA. RefSeq lists its product as uncharacterized. Gene Ontology annotation, biological process: protein modification by small protein removal. Gene Ontology annotation, molecular function: peptidase activity. The transcript is spliced from 12 exons. Bases 128 to 1909 code for a protein of 593 amino acids. The record is from RefSeq and is a predicted model, not a curated record. NCBI's taxonomy places the organism in Eukaryota, Metazoa, Arthropoda, Merostomata, Xiphosura, Limulidae.